ACUUUAAGAAGACCUUACACUCUGAUAUUUACGGUAUUGUUACACCUCUUAGGACCGACUUUUAUUUGUAUACCCUGGCCUGAAGUGCAUUCUGGUUGUAUACAUGUUUUUCUCAAUGGCACCGUUCAGCCGCGGUUUUGUUGCCUCUUUUAGGAAACUCCUAACCAGAAAUCCGUGUCGCAUCACUUCGGAGUCGCUCUCGUCUUUCUCCGGUUAUGCGGCACAGCAGCAGCAGUACCCCCAGCGGGGUCCCGGAGCUCCUUUGGCCGCCUCAGUGGACGCGUACGGCGGCGUGACGGUGCAUUUGCCCGCUGACGUCACCGAAGCGACGUUCAGCGAGCUGCUGCGUGAGUCUGUGAGUGUCUGGCGCUCUGAGGACCGCCUGGCCGCCUGGCUGCGUGUUCCUCUCAGUCGGAGUCGUCUAGCCGAGGCUGCAGCGCUGCAGGGUUUUACCUUCCACCACGCGGUCCAAGACGAGGCCGUGCUCAGCCUGUGGAUGGGGUAUGGAGAGAGCCGCCUGCCCAACUACGCAACACACCAGGUCGGAGUUGCAGGUGCUGUAGUGGACCAGUCCAAUGGAAAAGUCCUUGUUGUUCAAGACAAGAACAGGGCUAAGAAUAUGUGGAAGUUUCCUGGUGGUUUGUCAAAUCCAAGUGAAAAUAUUGGCGACACUGCAGUCCGUGAGGUUUUUGAGGAAACUGGCGUCCGAUCUGAAUUCCAAUCUCUGCUGAGUAUUCGUCAGCAGCACCACCACCCCGGCGCAUUUGGAAACUCAGAUAUGUAUCUGAUCUGCCGUCUUGCUCCAGUAACAUACGAGAUUAACUUCUGCAAGCACGAGUGUUUACGUUGCGAGUGGAUGGAUUUGGCUGAAUUGGCCAAAAUUAGUGACGCUACACCCAUAACGAGCCGCAUCACCAAACUGCUUCUAUACGGACUAGAAAAUGGAUUCCACAACAUCGAUCUAAGUAUGGAGGAAUUGCCUGCCAUGUAUACCGGAUUAGUCUAUCAGAUUUAUCACAGGAAGAUUCCUGAGCGGUAUAAAUAAAUAUCACAGUGUGCUGAAGAUGCAAGUGCCUGUUUUACAGAGGGUUUUUUAAUAGAAGGAUCAAAUGAAGAGCCAUUUCUCACAUUUAAAUAUUAAUUCAUAAUCAUUCAAAUUACAAAUUGACUUUAUUACAAUACAGUGAUUGGAAAGAUUAUCGAAUGCCAUUUCUCUCUUUUAUGUUUUUGUUGUUGUUGUUUUGUUUAGUUUUUUUUUUUGGGGGGGGGGGUUGUUUUUUUAAGGCAUCUUUUUUAUUGUAGAAGCCUGUUACAUAACUUGUACACCAACCAUAUAUUACAGUUGCAUUAUAUUAAACUCAUUUACUUUUUAUCUUUUCAA
This is a messenger RNA of Clarias gariepinus (North African catfish), 1381 nucleotides long. It is a transcript of the gene nudt6, whose product is annotated as nudix (nucleoside diphosphate linked moiety X)-type motif 6. The record is from RefSeq and is a predicted model, not a curated record. NCBI's taxonomy places the organism in Eukaryota, Metazoa, Chordata, Actinopteri, Siluriformes, Clariidae. Gene Ontology annotation, molecular function: ADP-ribose diphosphatase activity; NAD binding; NADH pyrophosphatase activity. The transcript is spliced from 5 exons. Bases 104 to 1045 code for a protein of 313 amino acids.